AUGUCUAAACACAUCCUCCUUCAUGCAUUGGCCCUAAUUCUUCUUCUAUGGGCCUCAACCUUCAGUCUCCAUCGGGCCUCGGCAACCCUAAUCGCAGGACUGGGGCUUGAGGCUGGCAGUCUCAAGCUGCCGAAAAUCCAGCAGUGCGCUGGCAGCAUUAUGGCAGUGCCCGACUGCCUCAACAGCAUCAUAUUCUCUGCCCUCAGCCUCAACCCCCAACAGGUGGGGCCCACAUGCUGUCAGGCCUUCCUUCAGAUCGACCAAAGUUGCUGGCCCAAACUCUUCAUCCUCAACCCAACCUUUCCUUCCUCCCUCAAAGAUUGUUGUGUUGGCAUUCAGAACUCCCCACCGAAAGUCCCGAGCCUGCCACUGCCGCUGCCGCCGCCGCCACCAUCACCGUGCUCAGAUGGAGAUGAUGAUGGCUACAUUGAGGAUGGCUCGUAA
Striga asiatica is the source of this 444-nucleotide messenger RNA. The record is from the annotation of a GenBank genome assembly. NCBI's taxonomy places the organism in Eukaryota, Viridiplantae, Streptophyta, Magnoliopsida, Lamiales, Orobanchaceae.